Grammomys surdaster is the source of this 1076-nucleotide messenger RNA. It is a transcript of the gene Gpa33, whose product is annotated as glycoprotein A33. The transcript is spliced from 7 exons. The record is from RefSeq and is a predicted model, not a curated record. Lineage: Eukaryota; Metazoa; Chordata; Mammalia; Rodentia; Muridae. Bases 120 to 1076 code for a protein of 318 amino acids. Gene Ontology annotation, cellular component: plasma membrane.
GAGUCACAGGGACUACAGGCUGAACCAGGCCAGAGGCCGUAGCUUUAGCCAGACAGCCCAGACCUGUCCAGUGCCCUGCCAGUUCCAGACUGGGUUUGUGUCGGAAAAGGAGCAAGACCAUGUUGGGGAAGGUGGGAUCUGUGCUGUGGAUACUCUGUACAAUCUGGGUGGCAGCUGAUGCUCUUACUGUGGAAACUACACAGGACGUUCUUCGGGCUGCCCGAGGAGGGAGUGUCACCCUCCCAUGCACCUACAGCACCUCUGUUUCAGACCGAGAGGGAUUCAUUCAGUGGUCUAAGCUCCUCAGAAGUCAAACGGAAAGAGUGGCCACCUGGAAUUUUAUGACGAAGAAAUACAUCUAUGGGAGCCGUUACGAGAACCGAGUGACAGUGUCUAAGGACGUGGAGCUGUCAGACGCCUCUAUCACCAUCGACCAGCUGACCAUGGAUGACAAUGGCACCUAUGAGUGCUUCGUCUCACUGAUGUCAGACCAGGAUGUCACCUCCGGGUCUCGAGUCCGCCUCAUGGUCCUCGUGGCACCUUCCAAGCCAGACUGCGGCAUCGAAGGCGAGACAGUGAUCGGGAACAACAUCCAGCUGACAUGCCAUUCUGCAGAGGGCUCUCCGAGCCCACAAUACAGCUGGAAGGGUUACACCGUUCUGCACCAGCAGCGGCUGCUCUCCCAGCCAGUCUCAGGUGAGCCCUUGCUUCUGAAGAACAUCUCCACGGAGACUGCGGGUUACUACAUCUGCACCUCCAGCAAUGAGGUGGGGACAGAGUCCUGCAACAUCACCGUGGCACCCAGACCUCCCUCCAUGAACAUUGCACUGUAUGCGGGCAUUGCGGGAGGCAGCUUUGUGGCCCUCAUCAUCAUCGGCGUUAUUGUCUACUGCUGCUGCUGCCGGGAAAAGAACGACAAAGAAGACAUGGAGGACGUGCGGCCGAACCGAGCAGCUUACCAAGAGCCUAAAAAGCAGCAGAUAGAAGUUUCCAGAGGGCGGGAAGAUGAGGAUGACCACAGGCGUGAGGAUCACAGGAGCUCUGGGCGUAGCACUCCAGAACAGCCUUUCCAGUGA